GGAUGGAGCAGUGGCACUGCUCUGGAAUAUUCUAGAACCCCCUACUGUUCCAGAACACUCUAGAAUCUUCAGGCAAAGGUCUGGCACCAGGAUCACAGAGUAUUUUGAGGCCUUCUCGGGCUCGGUGGGACCAAUCCUACACCACACCCCCACAAUGGGCCUCUUGUGGAUGCUGGCACUAGGUGGAGUUUUCCUGGCAGCUGCCCAGGCCUGUGUCUUCUGCCGCCUCCCAGAUCGCAACUUGCUGGGCCGCAUGGCUCAGCUCUGCAGCCAGAUGGAGGUCCGUUGGAAGGACUGUGAGGCCUCCUGGAACUUCUCAGCCUUCGCCUUAGAUGAAGUGACCAUGAACAAAGUCACAGAGAAGACUCACAGAGUCCUGAGGGUCAUGGAGAUCAAAGGGACUUUCUCCUUGCUCCCUUCAUAUUGGCAAUGGCUUCAAAAGACCAAGCUCCCAGAGUACAUCAGGGAAGCUCUUUGCGCUCCUGCCUGCCGGGGCAGCACCAUCCUGUACAACUGCUCCACCUGCGAAGGCACUGAGGUGUACUGUUGGCCCCGAAAGCGCUGUUUCCCAGGUCCAACUACAUCAAAGCAAAAGAGUGACUUGUGCAGAUGCUGACAGCCUCCCAGCUUCCAGCUCUAAGGAAUAUAUAUCCACAACUUCUACUUCCCUUGGUGAAGAACCAGCCAUCCCAUUAGUUCCAGCCCCACAAGUUCAGUCUUCCAAACUCUGAAACCCAGAUCCCAUGAUCCCAGUGUCAGAUGGCUCUAAGACCCAGGCACCCACAGCUGGAAAGUUCCUCCUCUCCAGCGCUCAACCUAUCAAACAGGCAGUCACUGAGGCCAGGAAAAUAUCUCCAGAAGGAAAGAACACUCUUCACGCACACCCCACUCCCACAGCCCCGUCUGCCUGUUCCCAGGAGGUGGGGGCUGUCUGCCCCAGAAGCUACUCUUGGCCCUCUUACAACUGAUUGGGAAUCCAGAAAUGAGUGUUCUGGAAAACUCCCUUCCUCCAGAACAGAGACCUCAUCAGUCAGCCUGCUGGCAUGUGAUCCCUCCAUUUAAUAUUGUGAACAUUGUAAAGCCUUGGCCUCCCACAGAGGCCUCCCUCCUGCCAGGCCCAACCAAACCUGCUGUCAAACA
Molecule: messenger RNA, 1140 nt
Organism: Manis pentadactyla (Chinese pangolin)
Lineage: Eukaryota; Metazoa; Chordata; Mammalia; Pholidota; Manidae
Gene: TMEM95
Product: transmembrane protein 95
Exons: 6
Coding region: 155-616 (153 amino acids)
Biological process (GO): fusion of sperm to egg plasma membrane involved in single fertilization
Cellular component (GO): sperm plasma membrane; acrosomal membrane
Source: RefSeq, a predicted model, not a curated record